AUGUCGGCUACCAACCAGAUCCAGCGCAAGCCGUCGGGGCGCAACCCGCUCCGCACAGUCUGGCGCGAGACGUACGAGGUCUGGGACGGGGUCUGCCACGGCGUGGGGAAGGCCUAUUUCAAGAUCACCGGCAAAUGGUGGCCUGCUUCACCGUUGCCGUCGGUCAAGUCGACCCAGGCCUAA
Messenger RNA from Colletotrichum higginsianum IMI 349063, 183 nucleotides. RefSeq lists its product as uncharacterized. Lineage: Eukaryota; Fungi; Ascomycota; Sordariomycetes; Glomerellales; Glomerellaceae. Bases 1 to 183 code for a protein of 60 amino acids. The transcript is spliced from 2 exons. The record is from RefSeq and is a predicted model, not a curated record.